Messenger RNA from Cuculus canorus (common cuckoo), 17103 nucleotides. It is a transcript of the gene TET1, whose product is annotated as tet methylcytosine dioxygenase 1. The transcript is spliced from 12 exons. Gene Ontology annotation, biological process: oxidative demethylation; positive regulation of transcription by RNA polymerase II. The coding region runs from base 873 to 7889 and encodes 2338 amino acids. Gene Ontology annotation, cellular component: nucleus. NCBI's taxonomy places the organism in Eukaryota, Metazoa, Chordata, Aves, Cuculiformes, Cuculidae. The record is from RefSeq and is a predicted model, not a curated record. Gene Ontology annotation, molecular function: DNA binding; DNA 5-methylcytosine dioxygenase activity; zinc ion binding.
GGGACAGAAUCAAAGUUUGCAAUGAAAUGCAGUGCGCUAUGUUAUCCUGGGAGAUAACGCUGGGAAAGUCAAUUCUUCCCCGGUCUAGUUCCCCUGGGAAUAACUCCGCAAGUUGGGCACCUUUGGGGAGCUUGUUACUUAUCCUGCUUUAUCUGAAAUUAUACCAUGGUGGGCAGCUGAUGGAUGGUGGAAGAGUGAGAGAUGCUCUGGUGAUGGUAUGUUAGCGCAUAUGCAUGAUAAACUCAGCUUUGUUCUUUUUUUCCUGCAUGUCUUUACAGUGGUGGCUAUGCGGUGGAUGUAAACUUCACCCAUCCUUACUCUAGGGAUGGGGUGGUUUAUGAACUGUUAGUAAGGCUGAGAAAAUUCAAACUUCUUAGAACUGACGUGAAACAGUAAAUGUGUGAUUGUUGCCUGCCUGGUCGUUUGAGCUCUGCUUUCUCCAGUGUUUGUGUUAUAGGCAUUUAGGCAAGCUUUCCGUUUUGCAAUAUAGAAAUAUUUUCAAAGCUUUUGUCUUAAUCAAGCGUAAUAUCCAAUCCCAGUAUUUCUAGGUCUACCUGUACCUUUUUAAAUAUUAAACUCCAGUCAUUUUAGUAUAUAUGCAGCCUUGUAGUGAGAGGUGUCCCUGCCCAUCGCAGGGGGGUUGGAAAUGGAUGAUCUUUAAGGUCCCUUCUAACUCAAACCAAUCUAUGAUUUUAUGAUUCAUUAAUUAGCAUUAUAGUAAUCCUAUUUCUUAUCUUUUUCUCUUUCAGAGUUAACGCUUUAUCGCCACAGAGGGCAGCAAUGGGAGUAUGCAGUUUUCUGUUGAAAAAUUCUCUCAAGAGCUCAUGAUUUCUUUCCACUUCCCCUCUUAACGUUUCUACUGCUCCGCAGACAUGGCUCACCACACGAGGCCUUCCAGAUUAGUCAAAAAGGAAGAGUUAGGCAAAAGGAAAAAUAACCAGGGCAAAAAGAAAUCUAGCCAAGUGAGAAAGAAAACCACAAAGACUUCCACAAAAGCUGUUAGUACUGGAAAAAGCAAAAAGCCAGCACAAGAAAAAGAUGUUAAGAAAAAACAGCAAGAAAAGAAACCAAUCAUGAGCUCUUCAGGUAGACUUCUCAGGAGCAGUGUAAGCAGAACCUUGUCUGGAGCUUCUUGGGUGACUUUGGAGAAAGCCGACAGUAUCCUCUUUCAUAACCAGGAUUCUUUCAGCAUCAAUGGCUUUACAAUGUCUCUCCGUAACCGAUCAUUCUCCCGUAGACUGUCCCAAACUCCAAUUGCAAAACCCAGGAAAGCUGCAGCACAGAAAAGGCUAGAAACAAAAGAAAAACAUGAACAAGAAGCCCAAGCAGUAAUAGAAGAAAAAAAUGUUGAAGGAGGUGAAAGAGUUUUUGAACAAGUUUUAGCACAAAAUGAGUUAGCUCCUCUACCUGUACAAGGUGCUCCAUGUGGUGUUGGCGAAGAGCCUGCUACCACGUGUGCCACUCAGGACAAAGAGGUAGGAAUACCUGAAACAAAUGACUCCCUUCCAAGCAGACAGGUAACUGCUAACGAUUCAGAAGCAUCGGAGGUGAAAUACGAGCAUGAAAACCUGCCCUGUGAACAAACACCCAGUGAUCUUGAGACGGGUAGUUUGGCUGAAGCAUUUGUUGAAGGUGCUGUGCCGGUGCUUCCAUCUUCUCCUUCUGACUCCGUAAUCACCUCUGAAUCAAACUCGAAGGUUUGUGCAGAGACUCCCUUUGACCUGGUGCCUAACAGUAAAGAACCUGACUGCAGUUCUGUCGAUACCUCAGACCACAGCUCAGCAGUACCCUUAGAGGAGUCAGUCCCACUUGCCAAACCCCACAUGGGGGCAGAGUUGGACCUGGUGCUACCUAGUGAAGAACAAGACUCGAAUUCCACAGCUAUAGUUAUCUCUGAGAUUAACGCGCAAGAACAUUUAUUGGCAGAUGCAAGCUCACUUGCAGAGUCCUGCUUGAAGGCAGGCUGGGAUUUAGAGUCUGGGGUUAAAGAUGUUUGUUCAGAGUCCAGCUCUGUAGCUGCUGCUGAAUCAAAUUCGCUUUCAUAUUUCGAAGGUGCUAGUGCUGAAUCAAAUUUGCUUUUAUAUUUUGAAGGUGCUAAGGCUGAAUCAAAUUCGCUUUUACAUUUCAAAGGUGCUAAGUCUGAAUCAAAUUCGCUUUUACAUUUUGAAGGUGCUAGCGCUGAAUCAAAUUCGCUUUUACAUUUUGAAGGUGCCAGCGCUGAAUCAAAUUCACUUUUACAUUUUGAAGGUGCUAGCACUGAAUCAAAUUCGCUUUUACAUUUUGAAGGUGCUAGCUCACCUGCAGAAUCCCACAUGAAACUGCCUGUGGAUUUUGUACCUGUUCACAAAGAGCUCAACUCAAAUGUGGAUUUGAGCUGUAUGAGAGAGAAUUCAGAAUCUUACUCAAAACCCGUAUUCACAGUAUGUGAACCAGUUUCCGAUACCUCUUUAAACAAUAUUCAAGUGGGGGAUAUUGAACAGCUUGUUAAAUGUAUUGAUGCAGAGACAUUAAUUUUGAAUUCAGGUUGUGUCCAUACUUCAUCUCCAGACUUAGAGAAAAGUGCAGUCGAUAAAAUCUCUGGUGAAAGCUCUGGACAAUUCUCUGAAGGUAUUGUUUCGGAAUUGCCUUCAAGCACAGAAAUCUCCACUCCUGCCUCAGAAAAAGCCAUAAAUGCAGGUUUGCCAGCUGACUCAAGACUGCAGCAUGAUGAUUAUUCAUCACAGCUGGGAAGUGUCGGAGUAAGCCUGAAUUUGGUUCAGGACAAUGUGAGAGACAGCACUGAAGCAGUAGAGGCUUCAGGGCCAUCCUCUCUUAAAAAUCCAGCUGGUGAUUACCCCAUUCCGUAUUCAUCCCUGCUCCCUAUGCUAGAGAAGAAGAAACGAAGGCGUUGUGGAGUCUGUGAGCCCUGUCUGCGGAAAACAAAUUGUGAAGAAUGCAGCUGUUGUAGGAAACGCAAAACUAGUCACCGGAUAUGUAAAAAGAGAAAAUGUGAAGAACUGAAAAAGCCGCCGCCGCCAAUCACGCUACCUUUUGAGGUCCUGACCGAGAACAAGAGGCCUCAGAGGAGGAAGCAGAGAGCUUUGAAGGCAAACUUAGAAAACAAACCAGUAAAUGGCCGCAGACCAGAACUCAUGGAAUGCAGUAUAUGUGGUCAUGGUGAAAAAUACAGGGUGAAAACAAACCAAGCGGUACCUGUACAAAAUGUGCAGUCUAAGGAGAAAGAAAGAAUGACGGGCUUAGAAGCAGAGAAGUGGGCACAUAACGAGAAGCCAUCUUUUGGUGUCCAUGUCAACGGAGAUAUCCAUGGAACUGUGACAGGCAAUGAACACUUGAAACAUGCUGAAGAAAGUGAAAGAGUGGUCUCUCCCAGUCAGUUAGCUGAGCCAAAAAAAUCAUUUGCACAGACCAUCAAAAAUGGCAUAAAACCCCUACAUUAUUCACCACCAGAAGCUGUUGCUUCGCUGAAAAAAGUAUCUGUGGAGGAAAGGACGGAUUUCACAAGCAACUCCCAUACGCAAUGGACGAAGGCUGCCAAUCUGAAUCACAUAGUAAACACUCUAACGACUGGUGUUGGCUGCAUUCACCCAGAAAACCAAGGAAAUGUUUUAAUCAAAGAGGAAAACUGCACUUGCAGCAUCUUUCAGGAUUCCGAUAAGUCGGUUUUGCAAACUGUUUCCAUUUCGGAUCUGCAAGAAAGCUUGUGUUGUCCUCCGCUGCCCGAAGAGGAAGGGCAUGUGGGGGAGGAUGGCUUUAAAGUACCCAAGGCAGAGACGCAGUGUGAGGAUUCUUCACUCCAACCGACUUUCUUGUCCCUGAUUAAAAACAGAAAUUUAACUGUAGAGCAGGUUGUAGCUAUUGAAGCUUUAACACAGUUAUCCGAAGCCCCUUUAGAAACAACUUCACCAGCUAAAACUGAAUGUACAGAAGAAACAACUUCCAACUUGCUCCAUAGUUCUAAAAGGGAUAUUUCAUCCUCCUCCACAUCUUCUGCAUUAAAAGAAAUCAAAGACACUUACUUGCAAAAUGAGCAACAGCUCUUGGCUCACUGCGCUCACUCGCAGAAGCAGCUCCCUAAUAAGGCAGUGUUAUACAAUGGCCAAGGUUCAGUUUCUGAACUGCGGGAUAAACCUGCCAAUCUGGCUGGCGAGAUGUAUAAAUUACAGUUAUCCUCAAGAGAUGCCAAAACUUUAUCUGACUUCACGUCUAAUGCAAAAUCAUUUUCAGGAUACGUUACUAAGAAAAAUUACACUCAUGAUCCAGUCUCCCUUGCGCAGUACUGCAACGCUUCACUUAAUGCCCAGCAAACCAGUAACAGCUUGGAAGCCCUUGGCCAGUUAGAGCAAAAGCCAGCCUGUAAUGAUUUGAACUUGGAAGCUGGUUCUUUGAUUAAAGAAGGAGUAAUUCACAGCCAGGAUGAAGAAGAUGUAGCUACACAGUUAACCCAACUUGCAGCGCUAAUUGAAUCAAACCAGACAAAUCCAGAGCAGAAGAAUGACAUAAAGGCAUCACUGCUGAAUCUAAUAUCACAGGAGAGGCAGCCAAAAUAUAACCAAGAUCUGUUGCAGAAAAAAGAAGCUGUAUUUUUUAAACAUAAUUACAGUUCCUUACUGUUAAAGCAAAAACAACCAACAAAUAAAAAAGGAAAUGCAGUACCAUGGAAACCACGACACAAAAAGAAGCCUCAAGAAGCACGUUAUCAACAGAAUAAUCAAAACCAUCUAGAGCUGUUGUCAUGCCAGCGUAGUGAGUUACAGGACAUUUGGAUGUCAUCAAAACUGCACAAGCUUGGUCAGACCAUGCCACAGGACUCCAGAAUAGCUCCAUCUGAAAAAAAGUCUCCAAGAACCAAAGUACAAAGAGCACUGAAUCAAAAUACUUUAGCAUCACAAGAAAAGACUAGAUUAUUUCUCCCGCAAACACAGAUAAAAUUCCACAGAUGUUUACCUGAGGUACCGCACGAGAAAAAAAAAGACAGGCUGUUUGGCUGCGAGGUGGUGAAUGAACAAAUCAAAACUGCAGGCUCCGGUGACCCACUAGGCAUCGAACGACUGAAAAAUGAAGUUGUUGCACGUAACCAAUUCAGCGACCUGCCCUCCCAUAAUCCUCUGGCCGUUUCACAGUUGAAAACGGCAUCCUUAGUGAACAGACCAAGCGAAAACCUACAGAUGUUUACAGAAAAAUGUAAUUCUCAGGUACAGCAAACAGCGGAUGCCAGCCAGGGGCAUCCUUUGCCUCAGACUUUUAAUCAGUCUAACCUGAGAGCCAACGAAAUGCGUAGUGAAGAUAAAGCCUAUAUUCAUCAAGGUGCUGUCAAACAACAAGUAGACCCGAAGUCGCAGGUGCUGCCUGUUCCCUGUGGUGGGGCCCAGGUCCCAGGUGCUGUUGGAGCUCUCAGGAAUAUGGAGUGUGCGGGCGAAGUCACUGUUCUGACGUCAACCAGUUUGGGUACUGACCACCCACAGAGCACAGGUGACUCAGGGUGUUCUCCAGCAAAAAACACACUCAGCAGUUUCCUUGAAUCACCGAUGAAGUUUCUUGAUACCCCUACAAAAAAUUUAAUAGAUACGCCUACCAAAAAAGGACAGUCGGAAUUGCCAACUUGCGACUGUGUUGAGCAAAUUAUAGAGAAAGAUGAAGGCCCGUAUUAUACGCACCUCGGGACGGGACCAAGUGUUGCUGCUGUGAGAGAAAUAAUGGAGAACAGGUAUGGAGCAAAAGGAAGCGCUGUAAGAAUAGAGGUAGUGGUUUAUACAGGAAAGGAAGGAAAAAGCUCUCAGGGGUGUCCAAUUGCCAAGUGGGUGAUCCGAAGAAGUAGUGAUGAGGAAAAGUUGCUGUGCUUGGUGCGUCAGCGUGCAGGACACCACUGCCAAACUGCUGUCAUAGUGAUCCUCAUCCUGGCCUGGGAGGGGAUCCCGCAUCUCCUGGCUGAUACGCUCUACAAAGAACUGACGCAGAGUCUCAGAAAAUACGGCUGUCCCACCAGCCGCAGAUGUGCAUUGAACGAAGAUCGUACUUGUGCGUGUCAAGGGCUUGAUCCAGAAACUUGUGGAGCGUCGUUCUCAUUUGGCUGUUCAUGGAGUAUGUAUUUCAAUGGCUGUAAGUUUGCCAGAAGCAAAAACCCCAGGAAAUUCAGGCUUCUCACUGAUGACCCUAAGCAAGAGGAACUUCUUGAAAAUAAUUUGCAAACUUUAGCAACUGAUGUGGCUCCAGUUUAUAAAAAACUUGCUCCUGAAGCUUUCCAGAACCAGGUGGAAAAUGAACACAUGGGCCCGGACUGCCGGCUUGGAUCCAAGGAUGGUAGGCCUUUCUCUGGGGUAACAGCUUGCAUAGAUUUCUGUGCCCAUGCCCAUAAGGACACACACAACAUGCACAACGGAAGCACUGUGUCCAAAGGCUGCCCAGAGGAGGUCUGUACGCUGACGAAGGAAGAUAACCGGAGAGUGGGGGUGAUUCCCAGUGAUGAGCAGCUCCAUGUGUUACCGCUCUACAAAAUUUCACAGACAGAUGAAUUUGGCACUGAAGAAGGACUGGAAGCGAAGAUAAAAGCCGGAGCCAUACAGGUGCUGACAGCUUUUCCCAGAGAAGUACGAAUGUUAGCGGAACCUCUCAGAGCUACAAAGAAGAAGAAACCAGACACAAGGAGGACCUCGACUGAAAAGCAGCCAUUAAUUGAUAAGAAAUACUCAACACCAGUAAAGCUGAAAACUGAAGCCCCAGAAAACCUCAGCAACGCUGUGCAUUGUUUAGGGAACAAACCAGAUGCUUUAAAACCUGGAAUAAAAACGGAGACUUCCGAUCACCUCUAUGCCAUGAAACAUACUUCAAACACUACUAAAAAUUGCUCUCUAUUAAAACAGUAUACGGCUUCCUCCCCUUUUAAGGUGGAUGGUUUACAGCCUUACCCACCUCUAGCACAUAAGCCUGGCCUGACAGCAGUGACCAAUCUUCAACAAGAUUUUUCAGUUCCCUACGGGUAUUUUGAAUGCAGUAGUAAGCAACCUCACGUGACACCUUACGUUAAUUGUAAGAACUUUGAUGUGUCGGUCAAAGAUUAUACUGGAAUUUUGCUGAACGAUAAGAUGAAUGGUGUGCCACCGAUUCUUCCAGAGGUCACUGCUCCAGGUCCCCCAGCCCACAAAGACCCCCUGCCCACUAUACUUGAACAUCAGACAGACAAACAGAAUUGUCAGCCUCAGUUAGACAAUUCUCCUUCUUCAGAGAUGAUCAGCUCUUCUGAUUUGUCAGUACCGCUAAGCUCUCCGGCAAAGGAUGCAGUCGGAAACGAAGCUGACUGUUCCCAUGGAUGCCCAGUGGAAAAGGGCAGCUCCCAUCGAGAACAGAUGUGUGGGUUUGACUGUGCUGAUGAAAAGCAAAGCAGUGCACUGGGACAACCGACUGAUUCUGAAGAGAAAGCUGAGGAAUUAUGGUCAGACAGUGAGCACAACUUUUUGGAUGAUGACAUUGGUGGGGUUGCUGUGGCACCUUCUCAUGGUUCUAUUUUAAUUGAAUGUGCAAGGCGUGAACUCCACGCCACCACACCUAUUAAAAAACCCAACCGUAAUCAUCCCACAAGGAUUUCUUUAGUUUUCUACCAACACAAAAAUUUAAAUGAGCCAAAACAUGGUUUAGCCAUGUGGGAAGCAAAGAUGGCUGAGAGGGCAAAAGAAAAAGAAAAAGAAGCAGAAAGAUUGGGAACAGAGAACACUGACCUGAACUCUGCCAGCAGGAAAACAAAGCAAGCAAAUGAAAACAGAGAUAUUUUUUAUGAAGACAAUGAGUUCAACCAAAUCCCAUCACGCAGAGCAUUAACAGUAACGAAGGAUAACGUAAUCACAGUAUCUUCUUACGCCCUUACACGAGUGGCAGGGCCAUACAACCAUUGGGCAUAGGUGUCGGUAUCGAAUGCCUCCUCUUGGUGCAGUGUUACACGGUGUUUCUUUAAGGUGCUGUUAAAGAACAAGUCUCGUGUCGUUUACUCUUUGCUCAUCUCAACCAUUUUAAGGCUGAGGUAAAAAAAAAAGUUGGGGGGGGUUCUUCUUAAACUGUGACUUUAACAUUUGGUGGUGCUCAAGCACAUUUUAAGCAAAAAAAAAAAAAGAAAAAGUUGUAUAGUUUUAAUACAUUCUAAAAAAAGAUUUUGUUUAGGUUAUUAACCUUGAUUGAAUCAUUCAGUUUAUUACCUUUAGGAAUUUAUAUUUUGGUGCUUUAAAUCAAAUCUGUUUACUACAGAAAUCAUUUAUAGGGAUUUUAACAGGUUCACAUUUUAUGGUGUUAAAUCAAGUUAUACGGUAAUAGCUCUACACAGCUCUUGGUGCUUAACCACAUCGAACAGUUACAAAUAAAUAAGCUGAAUUAUUACUUCAUGGUGCCAUUGCUUUAACAACUUCCAACCAUUGCUCUAUAGUCCAAAUUACAGAUAAAUCUUUUAGAAAACCAAUGAAUUUUUUUUCUCUAGAUUUGUCAUGAUGGAUGAAACAAUCGGUAAUGAUGGCUGGAAGUUGUUUUUAAGCUGUAAAUAUAUAUUUUAAAAGCACUUUCUAUUUUUAAAAUUAACUUGAAAUAGUAUAGUAUAAGGAUCAUAUUGUCUAAGGUUUGUGCAUACUCUACAGAAGAAAUCAUUUUAUUCUUGCUGUGUAGAGUUCCAUAUUGUUACAGCUGCAGUUUGUAUGCUAAUAGCAUAUGUGAUUCUUCUUAGACUUGCCUUUCUUCAUCGAAGAUUUUAUGUUGCAUAUAAACAACUGUUAUGAAUUACAGGAACAGUUUAUUAUUUUCAAGAGUGUACAAACAUGAAAUUAGGAGAUGUCUUGUCAAUAUGUGUAUUGCUAUUGGGAGUUAGGAAUAUUAUUUGGUUUUUUAAAGGCAGUGUUUGUUAUGAUUUCUUUGAGCAAUAAGUGCAUAAGUCUCAUCCGUUUGGAGCAUUCUAAGUUAACAUGACGACCAAAUGUUCCUAAUGCCUCAGGGGUAGGAUUGUUUUUUGGGAUAAAAAAAAUACCCCCUAGAGUUGCCUUAUUCUAUUCUGGAAAAAGAAAAAAUAAUUUGGGGAAAAUACAAAGGAGGUGUUGGGAAAGUAAGAAAUUUCUAAUAUUUAACAGCAAAUUUUUCAGUAAGAAUUAACCUUUCUGUAAGAUUCACCAGCUUUCUGAGUUCCGUUUUUUUACAAAAAAGAUUUGUAAAUUUUAAGUGAUUUAUACAUUUCAUGUAGAAAGGGUUGUAUUCUUCCAAACAUAUGAAAUUUAUGUUCUCCAUGUCUGUUGAAAAAAUGACGCAUCAUGAAAUGAAUAUUUGCUAAAUCACAGGUAAAACAGACACUCCACUGCUUUUAAAUACUGUAGCAUCCCACUCUUCUUUCUGAUUCUCCUCUCCUAUGUAUUUCUUUGUUAUAAAACUUAUUUAUUUAAACAAAUUACCAAAUGACAACAUUGGUUAAGGACCGACCUCAUCCUGCAACUUCUGUGAGAACAGCUCUGCGUAGCCAUACCUGCCCAGUCAGAGCCAGGAGCUCGAGCCAGGACUCCUCUCGUGACCGAGAGCUGCAGGAUCAGGGCCCAGAGACCAAGCGGUAUCUUAAUUCUGCCUUGGAGUCCUCCUCCCCGACUGGGUGACCUGUAGGUAUAAAGAGGUCAGAGUUUUCCAGUGCGAAAAUGUACUAAUAAUAUACUUGAUAAUAUUGUAAUGUAGCGGUGCUGUAACAGAGGAACAUGAGCUAUCUAGUUCUGCUUUAUUUAAAACCUAGACAAGGUGCUUUUUCCUUGAGAAGAUGAACUGUAAGCGCUAUAUUUACAGUUUCGGUACGAAAAGUACAUAAAUGGUAUUUUUAACACAUAGUGCCAGUAGGACCUUGGUGCUACAAAUAUUUACACGUGGCCGUAGAUCAACGAGACUCUUCACCUUUAGAGACGUGCGCACAUGCAGUGCUCGCAGGAGCAAGGUCUGGAGUAGCGAUUGCUCCAUAAUGACCUUGGGUUCAAUUCUACAGAGUCCUGUCACAACUAACACCAGUGUUGGCGGCAGAUGUGGCCGAAUUGAACCCUUUCUUUGUAUCUUACCUAUUUUAAGUACAAUUUGUAAAAACCGGGUAUGCUGCAAAUUUUAGUUCAAAGCUUAAUAUUAGUUCAGAUAGAGGAUAUGAAGGGAUUGUAAAUAAUAAUGAAACAAAAACAAUAUUAUGCCAUCGUUUUGUACCAGCAGUUUUAUGCUUCUUGACUAUGUAAUAUACAGUAUACAUCAAAUCAUUAUGGUAUUUUGUGUGCCUUAGAUUGCCAUUUUAAAACUUGUAUAUUUUUGGUGAGCCGAAGAUUAGUAAGGAUUCCAGCUGCCCACAUGGUGGUACUGUAGGUUCUCUAGCUGUUCCGUUGAUGUAUUUGCUAUCUGAAAACCCUUGUCCUAGACCAGGAUCGAUUGUUUACAGAAAAGAUUAGUUUAUUGGUUUCACAGAUGAAGCUGAUAGCUUUAGUUUGUAGAAGCGCACAUCGAAAACCACAUUUCUCAUUCAGUGCUCCCAUGUGAAUAACAAUUUUUCUACACAGAAUUGGUUAAGUUACAGAGCCAUUUCUUUACCUUCUAAAAUGUUCAGAUCAUAAAAGCAAACCAUUGCUACUUGAAUCUUCCCCUGUAAAUGCCCAUGUUUAAUGUAUGUAUGAUUGGAAACUUCCUGAUAAAAAAAACAUCAGCUUCCCUCAAAGAAGUGAGAAUCUAAUGGGUUCUCCAGACACAACGCCUGGCAAGUCACUGCUCAAGUGACUGCACCAAUAGAUAUCUCUAAUUCCAGGUCUACCUGUUUUGAGAUGGCAAUUUUACCAGAGAAAAGUAUACCUUAAUGUAGUAGUUUAAGCUAUUAGCUGAUAGGUGCUAAAACUCACAGUUACUACUUUAUUAAGAUUACUUACAUAGGAAAAAUGUAUCAUCUCUACAAAACUGUCAUUCGCGGUGCUCUUUCCUUGACUUUCUCUCCCAUAACUAAUUUGCCAGCAGGCCCCCACCGGGCAUUUGCUGGCCAUAUCCUGCUGUGGUGCGGAGCAUGGGGAUUUGAUUUUCUGGUGCUGGACCAGGGGGUAGAAAAUGCAACUAUUUACUGUUUUUAAAGCUGUGUGCUAUUUAUUAUAACAUUUCAGCAUAUUUAUCAGUCUUGUACACCAAUUUUGUUGUUUUGAGUAAGUUUUUCAUUUUAUAACAGUAUUUGUCUCUUAACAUUUGCAGAUCCGUGGGUCUGUUGCUUCCCUUUGCAGCCCACACAAACAGCUGUAAUUUGCUCUUACCUCUUAAGUCCUUCAGGAUGGCCAGAUCAGGAGUUGGAUCUCAGAUUAAGGUGUGGCUGUCUAGGUCAGACCUGCAUAUUUUACUUGGUUUCUAGCAGUUGGCACCGUGCUCUGGAUGAAAACCCAGAGAAUGGAUGCGGGUGUGCGGUGGUAGGGGAUGUGGUUGUCCUCUUCUGAUCCUUUUUCACAAUAUGCUAGCAAAAUCUGUCGUCAUCCAACAUGGGACACCUCUGAGUUCCUGGAAGAAACGUUUCUCAUCCCUUUCUCUGCUGGCUCCAGCGCCACUGCUCCCCCUUCACUCAGGAGGGAACGAGCAGUGCUUUCUGCCGGAGCUGGUUCUGUUUGACCCAGAGUCCCUGUUGGAGCUUCUGCAGUUGUGCCGAGUUAAAUAGUGAAUUGGACUUGUUUCUCUGCGCUUACUGAUCUGUAACAGCUGUUGCAGUACAGAAAAAAAAUAAUCUCUAGAUAUUUUAGUCACAAGAUCUAAAAAGCUUUGUAAGAACUUAAAGGACUUGUGACUUUCAGCUGUAACAGUUGUAUUCGGAUUUAUUAUUUUAAGGACUUGCUAAGCUAAUGUUUACUUAAGGACUUCUCAUAACAGUUAUUCCUAUCUUACCUAUGACGGUGCUUUUCUGUCCUUAGAACAGGAAAUAACUCUAGUGUCGUAAGCAACAUUUUAAGUUAAGCAUAAGCAUGGGUAAGUGACAGCUUCGUUAGUACUUAAGAUUAUCUGUAAUGUACAACUGUUUGGGGUUUUUUAAAGGCCUUUUUAAUAUCAUUGCAGUAUUAUGCUAAAUUUGGUGGGUUAUGUUUGGGUCCCGUCUGUGUUGCUGCAGCCCCAUCGACUGCAAUGUGCUCAUUGAUUGAACUUUGGUGCAAUUUUCAUAUUUAACUGGAUGGAUAUGGAUGCAGUUGUCCAAAGCCUGUGCCAACUCGGACCCAUGCAACCCUGCCAUGAUUAAUAGUUUUUGCAAGGACAGAUGGAGAGAGCUUUGGAGUGAACGUUGUACUUGUGGUUAAAUACAGUGUAUAUGGUUUGUAGCAUGAGAAGUGACUCAGGGUCCUUAAGAGAGACACACAACCUUCGCCUUGGGUCUCGGGCUUGCAGGCAGGGCUGUUCCAGGCCAUUGUCCGGCUGAUGCUCUUGACAGCUGCUUUGAUUUUUCCUAUCUGAUAGCUUGUUUGAUGACAGAGAGAUGUACGGAAGCACAUUAAUAAAACAUCAUCUGCAUGUUUUUCCAUUUAACAUGUAAGGUCAGUCUUGAUCUUAUGCUUCCCAUAAAAUUUCUCUCAUGUUGAAAUCAGCUCCUUUUAUCAAGCAUUCAUCAUCUUUGCAAUCCAUUUAUAUAGAUGGAUUUUUCUCUUUCCACAAAAAACUGUAAUUUCUAGGUGAACAGGAGGAAAGAACUGUGCCCUCAGAUAUAAGAAAAACUAAAUUGACUGUCCACUUUAACACUUCUUAUAUGUUAACAGCAAUUACAUUCAGGCAGUGUUGAACAAACUCUUUCAGGUCUAUUGUGGUUGCUUAAAAUUGAGAUUAGGGUCUUUGUGAUGUAUCUUCCAUAAAAUUGUGGUUUAUUUGUAGUGUGAAAGGUGUCUGCCCAGCUGUGACCAACGAUGUUGUCUACAAUUUGAUCUUCCAUAACACAAUUAGAGAUGAUGAACAGUCCAAUCACACUUGAAAAUUCUGUUUUCUUCUUCAUUUUAUCAGACAUGGAUGUGACUUCCAGGAAGAAAUGUAGAGGAAGGCUCUUUCUGUACAAUUAAACUGUAGAGAAGGUUUUCAUUGCUCAUUGGGGCCCCGCGGGGCUGCACUGUAAUGCCUGUCAUACAGCAUUCAUAGAAUCAUUAAGUUGGAAAAGGCCUUAGAGAUCAACUCCAUCUGUACCUGUCUGCUACUAUAUCAUGUCCCCAAGCACCUCAUCUACCUGCCUUUUAAACACCUCCAGGGAUGGUGACUCAACCACCUCCCUGGGCAGCCUCUGUCAGUCCUUAAUAACCUUUUCUGUGAAGAAAUUUUUCCUAAUGUCCAAUCUAAACUUCCCUGACAUAGUUUCUAACCAGUGAGGAUGUGGCGUUGUGUCACGCAGCUGUGGAUAUAUGUACAAGUUAAUCUCUUUCCACAGUUCCUCUGGAGACAGUAAUCUCUCCUUUUUUCUCUGCCUGUGCAUACUGGUUUAAAGAAAACAAAACAAAGAAAAAAAACGAGAAGGGAGAGAGCUGCUUACCCAUUGUUUAAUCUGUGUACACAAACAAGGCAGUGAGCACUGCAGUCACCACCAGUCUGCUGCUCUUUCCCAUGAUCAGGAUAGAGGAUGUGGAAAGCUGAUGGGAUGCACAGCACGAAUAAGCUGCAGGCAAAGCUGUGAGGGUUCAGUUAGCUCUUGAAAGCCUUCUCUGUACACGUAGUUGCCAGGGUACUUAUUUAUAUUGACACUUCUUUUGGUACAUCUAAAUUCAUAAGUUUUUUUACUUAGUCUGUGACACAUUUGGUGUUCUUUUUAAUCUUAAAUAUAGUGGCCAGCAUCAAAAGUCCUGUCAGGCAGUUCUAGGGUUUUUUUUACUUGCUGUUCUCUCAUAGGGAGCCUAGAACAUUGCAGUUGGAUAUGGUUUUCAGUCCAAGAAAGAGGGACAAUUCAUUAUCUGUCACCAUCAGUGGUUUUUAAAUCAAAUAAUCUAUUUUCCAGUUAAUUAUAAGAUUUCUUGAUGUAAGCAUUCUACUCCGAUCUUCUGCCUGCAAGAAGCCAAACAAAAGAGACUUUGUAAGAUAAGAAAACUGUUCCCUCCCUGAGAAGUCAUCCCCUCUGAGUACACGGUCUUCCUUCUGUUGCUUGUAUCGCUGUGGGAUGCCCUCUUUUUGGGUUACACUACCAGCUCUGCUCAAAUCUUGACCUGAGACAGAUGGUGCAAACUCUGCACAAUUACAAGAGCAGGAACCACGCAGAGCUCCUUGUGAGAGACCCAAGUACUGUGCAAGUUAAAUGCCUUAACUAACCUAGGGCUGCUUUGAAAAUAGAGGGGAACAAUAGAUUUUAUUUUUUGUUCUUUCCCUAUAGGAGCAAGUGGAAUUGAUUGACCAGAAAAUAAUUAAGCAGUUACUGCCUUUUAUUAAAGGAUAUAGGGGUGUCGGCAUCACUGUUUCUUCUUCCUAAGACAUAAAGAUUUUAGGAUCCAUUUUUUCAAUCCAGUUUCCCAGUUCAUCCUCCCAGCGUUGUUUGCAGUGUUUAACCACAUAUUUGUAACUUCAGUUUUAGAAGGUAUGAGGUGCUAUAUCUUUAAUUCUUCCCACAACAGUAUCUCUUUCUCUUUUCUUCCACUGCACCAUUACAGAUGGAAUUUCUCCACAUGUGCUUACAUUAAAACGCUAGACUUUUCCAACAGCAGACUUGCAGGAAAUGUGGGGUGCUAAGUAACUUAAUGUGAAGGUGACUUGCUCCGUUUGGGGCGACUGGUUAACGAUGUCGUUUUCAACACCUUGCACACCUUCCCAGCUUUUCCUAUAAAGCCAGAGGACAGAGGUUGUCAACCUCAACAAACCAUGUACAUAAGAAGGGCAGAUUUGGCUGUUCAUCUACAGCUCCCAGUUACAGCGGGUGAACUGUUUCCAAGGCAGUGCUGUUGCAGUGGAGCAAGGGCACUGCUAGUUUGAUGUUCAGUAUUGCAUUUGUUGCCACAGAACAUGUUAAUGCUGUUGUGGAAAGUUUUGUGACCUGAUCAAUAUUUUACACGUGUAUCUGUAUUUUUAUCAUAAUAUUGUAAUGGAAAAGGGUCUGGGGUUUGGGAGUCUUAAAAUAAAAAUGAAGGCCCCGGUUCCCAUUUGUGCUACUCUCCUUUGCAUCGUGUUAAAAGGAUAAAGGGGCUCUAAAUGGAUGUAGAUUUAGCUUACGUCCUUCAGAGUAUCCCAUUACACUGAUGAUGGCAUGAGAGGUCAGUAGUAUAAAUCAAAACUAACCAAAUGACUGAUUUGUGCAAUCAUCAGAAUCAAUUUAGUGCUAUCCGUGCUGUGCACAGACUGGCCAGUAACAUCCAGACUGUUCUUAGUUUAGAAAUACAGGUUGAAAAGAAACUGGCUUGGUUUUCAUCAAGUUUUAACUAUUCACUUACAUUGGCUGCCCUUUUCCCAGUGUUGUCUACAGAGUCUCUGGUAAAACUUUUGUACCUCUGGGUAACGCCCUGGCUCGGAAUCUCAUGGAAAUGCCAAUAAUGCUAGUCUAAGCUUUGGUUGUUUUUCUUAAAAAUAUUUGCUUCUGUUUAUCACAACUUGAUCCCUUUUACUUGAUGAUACAAAAUGGGGUUGUGACAAUCUACUGAACUCCAUCCUUCUCUGUGUUAGGACACCUUGGGGUGUGCAGUGUUGGGUGCUGGUGUCACACUGGGGUCAGUUUUGAGACACAAAGCUAAAAGCCAGCAUUUUCUGACUGCCCACACUGUGGUGAUGCUCAGCAGUGAAACUGUUGGCACUGCCCUUUGUGCUCGAGUCAGGCAGAGCUUCCCUUGCUGCAGCGGGAGUUUAUUCUAAGCAUCAAGCCUGGUUACAUUAUAGGUAUGAAAUGCAGUGCGAUGCAAGCUUCUCUUUCAACAAAGUUUGAGGAAAAGGAAAUCUGUUUGCAUUCUUAAAUGUGUGUGCUGCAGUGGUUCUGCAGAGCCGAAUGAGAACAGAUUCCGUGCUAACUUUGUGAAUGCCUGUCUAAUCCAUGCAACUCAAAAGGCAGCAUCUGAAUUUCAUGAAUCUCUUGUCCUCAAAAUGAAAAUAUAACUGUAGGCAAGAAAAACAAAUGUGAUAUCCCAGUACCCCUAAAAGAAAAUCAGUUCUAACCAGUUUAAACAUGUCGGUCUUUAACAGUUGAUCAUUCUAUGAUUAUUUGUUCAGUUUGGAAGAGACAGCUAGCUCUUCAUAAUGUGACGGUAUCACACCAGGUCAUAAAUACUGUUCAGAACUUGCUGUUAUAAGAAAGAACAUUGAUACGUAGGGAGACACUGUACUGAAAUGCAAUGGCUGAUCAUUCUUUCCUGCUUUGCAAAAUUCAGAAAUUAACAGAAUGCCAAGGCGAAAGAAAAAACAAGUCAGCAUUUUCUUUCUUUACUUCUCUUUCUUCUUUUCUUGUUCUUUUUCUUUCUUUCUUUGGGAUGCAUUUGAUAUUUAUUUUUCAACUUUGAAUUUGAAGGUUUGGAUUAUUUCCAGUUACCAACCUACGGUAUUUGGAUCUGGGACAUAAAAUUAACUUCUUUAAACAAAAAAUUAUGUACAGGGAGAAAAAAAUCAGAAAGAAAAAGCACUUCAUUAUGUCACAGUAUUUACAGGAGAAAGUGUAAGAAUUAAUUCUUUCCGUAACAACCAUUUGGGGCCUGAUUCUUCCCUAGUAUAACUGAGCACGGCUCCCUGAGGUGGGGGAGCUGUGAGGAGUUACGCUAGCUGAGAAACUGAACCUUAAAAUCUUCUCUGCAGACAAGGGAACCCUUACCAGCAGUACUUGAAGACUUGUGAGUUGUGACUGCAUGUUACUUGAAAGAUCUAAUUAAGCUAUGUUUUUUGGUGCAAGCAGUUGUUGUACAUGAUUUCAUGUUUAUGUAGCAAGAUGCAUUGAAAUGUUGAUACUAGUAUUGAAAUAUACAUGUAAAAAUUGUUGUUGUGGAAAUUGUCUGUUCUAUUUUUCUUGUGUGUCUCAUCUGUUUAGAACGUAAACUUUCUUUUUUUUUUAUUGUCCUAACUGAAUAAGGCUAAAUGAAUACUGUAAUUGAAAAUAUAUUUUAAAUCUUGUCAUGAGUUUUUAAAAAGACUAUUACAAAUUGUAUCAUUCCUGAUUACACAGAACUUUGUGGGUGGUUUUAAAUAAAUUUUAUACUUCUA